Messenger RNA from Gambusia affinis (western mosquitofish), 3304 nucleotides. It is a transcript of the gene ghdc, whose product is annotated as GH3 domain containing. Gene Ontology annotation, cellular component: cytoplasm. The record is from RefSeq and is a predicted model, not a curated record. Gene Ontology annotation, molecular function: acid-amino acid ligase activity. NCBI's taxonomy places the organism in Eukaryota, Metazoa, Chordata, Actinopteri, Cyprinodontiformes, Poeciliidae. The transcript is spliced from 11 exons. Bases 148 to 2040 code for a protein of 630 amino acids.
CACAAAUAUCAGCCAAACACGGAAGACUUUCACACUGAUGAUAAAGUUGAAGAAAAAGCCCGUACCCCCUGCACAUAAAUGCAGACUGAACGUUGUUUUCGUUUACUUUGAUUAAAAAGAGGAGAAUCCGAUUAUUUUGUUGGACAUAUGGGUUGCUCAUGGAUUGGCGUCGCAGUUCCGCUUUGUUUUGCAGUUUUCUCCGUAGUUGUGGCCAUUAAUGGGCAAACGCUGGCCAUGCCGCCCCCUCUACCCACUGCCGUCGGUGUCCUCUCUUUGGCCGGGAUGGCGCUGCUUUGGAGGGACAUUAGCUCGAAAGUGAAGGGUGAUAAACGGACGUUGGGCAGUUUGUUGAGCCAAUAUGUGGCGGUGAAGGCGGUGGGUUGGCUUGGCAGGCAGCAGCGAAAGAAACUAGAAGCCGAUACGCUCAAGGUGAAGCAGGUCCAGGAGGAGACUCUGCUGAAGAGACUCCGGAAAAAUGCGGACACUUUCUAUGGAAGAAAGUAUGACUUCCGCUCUAUUGAAGACGCUGCUGGUUUCCGAGCCCGUCACCCCAUCACCACGUACGGUGACUACCGGGAGUUUAUCGAACGCAUUGCAGCUGGAGAAGAGAAGGUAAUUAUUGCUGAGCAGCCGCUGAUUCUGGCCAUGACCUCUGGGACGUCGGGACCGAGCGCCAUGUUGCUCAGCACCAAGGACACAAACACAGACUUCUUCCUGCAGGGGGUGACUGUUUGUCUAGAGGCCAUGCGGCAGGCUUUCCCUGAGUCCGACAGCCUUCAGCGCACCACCAAAUUCUUCUACACUCCCACAUUUCGCCAAUCAGAGGCAGGAAUUCCUAUCGGACCAAAUUCCUCCACGCCCUCCUCAUCUCGCCACAUCCUCAACCUCUAUACGACUCCAGCUCCUGCCUUUGAGGUUCCCAGUGAGAAGGACACUUUAUACCUGCACCUACUGUUUGCGGUGAAAGAUCCCAGUGUGGGAACGUUGGAGUCCAACUUUGCUUCUACGGUCUUCUAUGCUUUCACUGCUCUUCAGGAGCGCUGGCAGGAGCUGGUGGAGGACGUGGAGCGAGGGACGAUCAGCAGGGCCUUGACCCUGGAGCCCAAAGUGAGGAGCAGACUGGAGGCUCUAAUGAAGCCAGAUGCAGAGAGGGCUGCCCAGCUGCGGGCCCACUUCCAGGAGGGCUUUGGGGGGAUUGCCAAGCGCCUGUGGCCUCACCUGAACCUGGUGCUGGCAGUGGACUCUGGCUCCAAUCAGAUCUACGGGGAAAUGUUGAGGGAGCAUUACUGCAGAGGAGUGCCUUUCUAUUCACCCUUCUACGCUGCUACGGAGGGUCUGAUAGGGGUGAACCUGUGGCCUCAGGAACCAGACAGACGCUACCUGCUUUGUCCGCGCUCCAUGUUCUGUGAGUUCCUGCCGGAAAGCAGCCUGGAUGAAGAAACCCCCCAAACUCUGCUGAUGGAGGAGGUGAAGGAAGGAGAAAGCUACGAACUCAUCAUCACCAACACCUCAGGCCUUUUCAGAUAUCGUAUCGGAGACAUUGUGAAAGUCACUGGAUUUCAUAACCAGUGUCCAAUUGUGGAGUUUCAGUACAGACGAGGUCAGAUGCUCAACGUUCGAGGAGAGAAAGUCUCUGAGGCGUUGUUCCUCGGAGCGUUGAAGAGCGCCGUCGCUCAGUGGCCCGGAGCUCAGCUCGCCGACUACUCUUGUGCCGAGAGCGGCAUCUUGGGCGAUUCAAUAGGAGGCUCAGAUCCUCAUUACCAAGUGUUUAUAGAGCUAAAAGGAGUGAGGAAUCUAACAGAAGAACAGAGAUAUAAGCUGGACAUUUGUCUCCAGAAGGACUCUGCGGUGUAUAAGUCCUUUCGUAUAAAAGGCAGCAUCGGGCCGAUGAGGGUGCAGCUGGUGUCAGAAGGGGCGUUUAAGGAGCUUCAGAAGAAGAUGAUGGCGGACACAAGCACCUCGGCCAACACUUUCAAAAUGCAUCGUGUGCUCCGACGGAAAGAGUAUGCAGAGUUCCUGCUGCGAAAAACUAUUUCCUGAAGAUGAGACAUGAAUCAUGAACAGAAAGGAAGUGAAGUUAUAAGAUUUAAAAAGUGCCUUUGGGAGGAUUUGAACACAAAAAUUACAACAGUUUAUUUAUAUUUUAUGACGAUAAUGUAUUGGGUGUUUUUUAUUCUAUCAUGAUAAACAGAUUCACUAGAAAGAUUAAUUUUAUACAUUCAGCUUCACUUACGUGUUGAGAUUUUUUUAAGGACAUCUGCUAUUAUUCAGUAAAUACUGUAUCGGUCAUUACACAGAUCACAUUUUUAUUUCCUAAAAAAAAUACUGACAACCAUUGAAUUGAUUAAUUACAUAAAAUGUCAAUAAAAUACAGUUAAGCUUGUGGCUGUAAUUUGACAAAAUAUGAGAAAUUUGAAGGUCUAUAAGUAGUUUUGCAAGUUUUUGCAUUAAUAUGGUUUCCAACUAGAAAGUCAGUCAUAUGCAGCAUAUGAACAUUAAAUACAUUUAUUUAAGUUCUUAUAGAAACAUUUAAAGCUUAAAGGUGACAGUUGAAGAUGGCAGACAACAGAUUACACCAGAAACUUUCUACCAUGAGGGCCAAAAUGUUAAUUUGGAAGUACUUUUAGACCAAAAUAAGUAUUUUAUAGCAAAUGUUUUAUGACUUAUAAAAAGUUCAUGCACUUAUUAUUUAUCUAAAUUUAAAUGAUUAUAGAUUUUUUUUAAAAGCAUAAAAAAGGUUUUGCACAAUUAGAGUCAUAAGACAGGCACAACGUUUCUGACAUUUUGAGUUUGAUUAUUUUCUUUUUUUGAGUUAAAAUAGGUUGAUGCUUGCGGUUCUAGUUACUCCAAAGUUAAGACGAUUACAGAAACAUUGUUAAUAAAUGAGAAUCUGUUUUUUUUCUCUUUAAUAAGAUGAAAAAGUGUCCUUCUGCAACAACCACCAAUGCCUACAUUUGAGACCAGGGGCCGAACAAAAUCCUUCAGAGGGUCACAAAUGGCCCCUGGGCCGCAGUUUGGACGCCCCUGGAUUACACCAUAAUUUCCUUGUUCAGUCAAAAACUGUAAAAAUGUAUAUUGGGAACACAUUAGCAUUGCAUUGUAAACUGUUUCUGCAGCUUAAGUGAUUCUACAGUAAGUGAAGGAUGUUUCUAAGAUAGAUAACCAGUUAAAAAUAUUUUUCAGUCCUCAUUAAAGUCUGGAUUUACCUGACAGUUGUUAUGUUUUUGGUGUCCUAAGCAGCUGCUUGGAAUUGAUUCCUUGACUCCAGAGAUUUUAAGUAAUUUCAAUAAAUUCCUUCUUUGGC